CCAACCGCAGAUAAACACCACAUAAAUAGUAUGCGUGCGCGCCACCUUGUUUCGGUCACGUGAGACGAUUACGAUUAUGGUGGAAGUGUAUUUCUUGAAGUGAAGCCGCAAAAGAACCAAAACAGACCGGGAUAUUAAGGAAAGUUGCCUGUCACGUCUUGAACUUCUUCUGCCCUUGGAUUCGGGUAUGUCAUGGCCUCCAGCAUUGCUAAACCAGGCCCUGGGAAUGGCUACCCCAUGAAGGCACAACUGCAAAUUAUGGUGCUAUCAGCAAAACUGAAAGAGAACAAGAAGAACUGGUUUGGCCCCAGUCCAUAUGUUGAAGUUGCAGUUGACGGCCAGUCCAAAAAGACCGAAAAAUGCAACAACACCCACAGUCCCAAAUGGAAGCAGCCGCUCACAGUAAUUGUCACUCCUUUCAGCAAGCUCAUCUUCCGGGUAUGGAGUCACCAGACCUUGAAGUCGGACGUAUUGUUAGGCAUGGCAACUUUGGAGGUCAGCGACACACUCAAAUCCAAUGACAUGAAUAUCUCUGAGGUGGUGCAGACCCUGCAGCUGAGUGCAGACAAAGACCAGACGGAUGUGGUGGGGGACCUGUCUGUCUGUCUGGACGGCAUGCAAGUCGACCCAGAGAUGUUUGCCUCUGCUGCCGAGGCCAACAACCGAAGUACGUCAAAUGGGGAAUCGCAACACAACGGGGAUCAUGAUGUGAGGCGGAGUAGAGAUGGCUCUCCUUCUGUGGAUGGUUUGGAGCACAGAGCUUCCCCAACUGGGCGUGCAGUCGCAGUGAACGGCACAGGGUCUCCCGCUCUGUCAGCAGGGGGCUCCAAGGGGAAUCCUCUACGGCCCCCCAGGCCCUCCCGACCCCCACCACCCACCCCGCGCAGACCAACCUCCUCUCCAGCAUCCUCUAAUAGUUCCAUACCAACUGAAGGAAGCGAUGGCCCCAGCUCAGAAACCCCAGUCCGUAUGCCUGCACCUGCAGUACCAGCCGCAGACCCCAAUGCACCACCCCCUACACACGACCAGAGCCAAGCAAUGGCAGCCAGACAAGCAGCCAGUGUUACCCCAGGCCCCCCCAGAGUCCCCACUGUCGCUGCAGGCCCACUGCUUCCAGGAUGGGAGCAGAGGGUGGAUCAGAACGGAAGGCUGUAUUUUGUAGAUCAUGUGGAAAAGAGGACCACGUGGGAGCGGCCUGAGCCUCUACCUUCUGGGUGGGAGCGGCGAGUGGACCCCAUGGGCAGGGUCUACUUUGUAGACCACAUCACCAGAACUACCACCUGGCAACGGCCCACCAUGGAGACGGUACGGAACUAUGAACAGUGGCAGCACCAACGCAACCAGCUACAGGGUGCCAUGCAGCAGUUCAACCAGCGCUUCAUAUAUGGGGUGAAUGGGCUCCAGGACCAGGUUCCAGCCACUGAGAAUAAGCAGUUUGAUCCCCUGGGCCCUCUGCCACAUGGAUGGGAGAAAAGAACUGACAGCAACGAGAGAGUGUACUUUGUCCAACACACCACACGGACUACACAGUGGGAGGACCCUCGCACUCAGGGGCUGCUGAAUGAAAAGCCUCUUCCAGAGGGCUGGGAGAUGAGGUUCACUGUCGACGGCAUCCCAUACUUUGUGGACCACAACAGGAGAGCCACUACAUACAUCGACCCUCGCACUGGAACAUCCUCACUUGAAAACGGGCCCCAGAUUACUUACGUUCGAGACUUUAAAGCCAAAGUCCAGUACUUCAGAUUCUGGUGCCAGCAAUUGUCAAUGCCUCAGCACAUCAAGAUCACUGUCACCCGCAAAACCCUGUUUGAGGACUCGUUCCAACAAAUAAUGAGCUUCAAUGCACAGGACCUCCGCAGGAGACUAUGGAUCAUAUUCCCUGGGGAAGAAGGCCUCGAUUAUGGUGGGGUGGCAAGGGAGUGGUUUUUCCUGCUGUCUCAUGAGGUGCUGAACCCCAUGUACUGCCUAUUUGAAUAUGCUGGGAAGGACAACUACUGCCUGCAGAUCAACCCUGCCUCAUACAUCAACCCUGACCACCUCAAAUACUUUAAAUUCAUUGGACGCUUCAUCGCUAUGGCUCUUUUCCAUGGGAAGUUCAUUGACACAGGCUUCUCGCUGCCGUUCUACAAGCGCAUGCUGAACAAGCCAUGGGCACUGAAAGAUCUAGAGUCCAUUGACACAGAAUUCUACAAUUCUCUUAUCUGGAUUAAGGAGAAUGACAUUGAGGAGUGUGGCCUGGAGAUGUACUUCUCUGUGGACAAAGAGAUUCUGGGUGAAAUCACCACUCAUGAGCUCAAGCCGGAUGGUGGCGAGGUCCUGGUCACUGAGGAGAACAAGGGGGAGUAUAUUAGGCUUGUAGCAGAGUGGAGGUUGUCCAGAGGUGUGGAGGAGCAGACCCAGGCCUUCUUUGAGGGUUUCAACGAGGUCCUCCCACAGCAGUACCUGCAGUACUUUGACGCCAAAGAACUGGAGGUGAUGCUGUGUGGGAUGCAGGAGAUCGACCUGACAGACUGGCAGAGGAACACCAUCUACAGACACUACGCACGCAGCAGCAAGCAGGUCCUCUGGUUCUGGCAGCUCAUCAAAGAGAUGGACAACGAGAAGCGGAUGAGGCUCCUCCAGUUCGUCACAGGCACCUGUCGCCUUCCUGUUGGAGGCUUUGCUGACCUAUUGGGAAGCAAUGGCCCGCAGAAGUUCUGCAUUGAGAAGGUGGGAAAGGAGAACUGGCUGCCCAGAAGUCACACCUGCUUCAAUCGAUUGGAUCUGCCUCCUUACAAAAGCUAUGAGCAGCUGAAGGAGAAAUUGAUGUUUGCGAUUGAAGAGACUGAGGGCUUUGGGCAGGAGUGAUCUAGCAACUGAUCGAUAGACACAGGAGUGUGGUCUUCGUUUGUCAGUGUUUUAGCCAGGGAGCCCGUCUCAUAGAAUGUGUGCCCCCCCCCAUCAUGCAUUAACGCUGGAAACUCACCCUCAAUAACAUCAUAUCAUAUACGGGACAGGAUUAUCAACAGCAUCGGUCCCACCACUAUUUCUGACUAACCCAACACUGACUUUGAGGAAAAUGUUGUAAUUUCAUCAGAAAUAAAAUUCUUAUGUCUGAUAAGACAAUGGGAAGGUGCAAUGCACAUGCUUUAAAAUAGAACAGUUCUUCUGUUCAAGGCUCCUUAGCAUUUAUCUGUGAAUCAAUAAAAUAUUGCACGGGACAAUAUUGGCCCCUAUAUUUAUAAAGGUACAUGGAUGUGGCUCUACUAUGACCCUAGUUUUAUAGGGCGUUGUGACAUGAUGAUAAAAUGUAAUCUCUUUAAAUAUUCUGGGGAAAAGGAAGUGUGAAAUGUUUGUGUCCAGAAUAUUGCCUUGAUGUCUUGGCUGAUUUGAGAUUUAACCAAGUUGUGUGCUGAGGUUGUGCCUGUGAAGACUAAACCGGUAGCUUUUAAAAGAGAUUUUUUUUAAUAAACUGAUUUAUCCAUUUUAUAUUAAUGGGAGAUGUUUUUCUGGCCGUGGCAAAGGCAUGGGAACGUCGGUGAGAAUACAUUUUGUUUGAUUUUCUGGGUUGAUUUUGAAUGGAAAUCCUAGGGAAGUUAAUGUGUAAAUAAUGAUAAUUUAUGGUGCAUUGCAAAUAAAAAGUCAGCUCCUAUUUUUGUCUCCAGAUUUAUCCUUAAUGCAACUUAAACUGCUCUCCUUGUAUAUGAAACCAUGUUGUAAAUUGUGUUAAUAACAAAUUAAUUUCAUUUUGUAAAAUAAAAAUAGCGUUUAGUAAUAAGGGGUGUAUUGUGAAACACAAUUUGAAAGAUUUUUCCCGUGUUGAUUUAUAUGUACAUUAUGAAUUUGUGUAAAAAAAAAUAUUAAAAAUAUCAAAUUAA
Molecule: messenger RNA, 3857 nt
Organism: Salmo salar (Atlantic salmon)
Lineage: Eukaryota; Metazoa; Chordata; Actinopteri; Salmoniformes; Salmonidae
Product: E3 ubiquitin-protein ligase Itchy
Biological process (GO): protein K48-linked ubiquitination; protein K29-linked ubiquitination; proteasome-mediated ubiquitin-dependent protein catabolic process
Cellular component (GO): cytoplasm
Molecular function (GO): protein binding; ubiquitin protein ligase activity
Source: RefSeq, a predicted model, not a curated record